Penaeus indicus is the source of this 3298-nucleotide messenger RNA. RefSeq names its product transient receptor potential channel pyrexia-like. The transcript is spliced from 5 exons. The record is from RefSeq and is a predicted model, not a curated record. Bases 64 to 2274 code for a protein of 736 amino acids. Gene Ontology annotation, molecular function: protein binding. Lineage: Eukaryota; Metazoa; Arthropoda; Malacostraca; Decapoda; Penaeidae.
UCCUGCGAUUUUAUCUCCGAGUACAGAUGUCUCUUGUGUGCUGUGAACAAAGGUAGCGCCUAGAUGUCUUUCCCUAACAAAGCUGUUCAAAGGCAAUGGAAGACUUUGGAGACUGCUAUCAGAAAGGGAAAUAUCUCCCAAGUUUCUUCCAUCCUCGACGACAACCCCAAUCUUGCCUCCGCCCCCGGCCCACAUUCCUUGCUCCACAGCGCCGUGGACUCCGAAGGGAACUGCACUUCGUUGCUGCGAAAGUUGCUCGAUGCUGGAGUCCCGCCCAACACUCAAAGUCUGGCGACCAUCGGCGCUCUCCACCUCGCAGCGAUGAAGAGCUGCUUCAAUUGCAUGAAGCAACUACUCGACGCGGGCGCCGACAUUAACCUUAAGGACAUACAGGAUCGAACUCCUUUGUUUUACGCAGUCAAUAACAAUCGCGGCAAAAGUGGUCAGUGCAUACAGCUGCUCCUGGAGAAGGGCUCUUCAGUCAACGGUGUUUGUGAGGGCCGCAUCACGCCCCUUCACGUUGCUGCAGAGGUGGGCAACGUCACAGCUGCCCAGCUGUUGCUGAAGGCAGGGGCGUCCCAUGAUGCGAGAGACAAGGACGGCUGCACGCCCUUGCAUCUUGCCACGACUUCCGGCAUGGUGGAGGCACUGUUAGCAGGCGGAGCUGAUGUCACAGUAAAGGACAACGCCCUUCAGACGCCGCUGGAGAGAGUGAUCCAGUUCUACCCGACGGUCGCCCAGACGCUGCUUGACGCCGGCGUAGAAGUGCGCGGGAACCCGCAGGAAAAAGACCUUCGCGUCUUUUUCCAUUUGACCACCGUGACUGGUGGCAGCAGCCCAUGCGAAGUAGACAUAUUAGAUAAGAUGGCAGUGUAUGGUCACUACGAUCUUCUAAAGCAUCCUCUUUGCGAAAUAUUUCUCCACCUGAAGUGGUAUCACGUGAGACCGCUGUUCUACAUCAACUCUGUGAUGCGCAUUACCAUGAUCAUUGCUUUUUCGACAUACUUUACCCUACACCCAGAUUUCACUUGCCAACAGGACAGAUACAUCUGUAAUUGCACAGAACUUAUGAAAGGUCUUACUUACGAAAUAAAUUUUUGGAUCAUAUCCGCGAGGGUCGUGGCGGGGUUCCUCCUGGCUCUGGUGAUACUCGCGGCCGUCGUGCAAAUCCUGGCUCUCAGGCUUCUCUAUCUUCGGCGAGCAAGCGUGUGGCUGGGCUUCAUCUUUAAUAUAAGUGCCUUAUGUAUGAUCGUACAGGACUGUCAGCUUGGAUGGUGGGGCCAGCACAUAGGCGUACUCGCUCUCCUGACGGGGUGGGGCCAAGUUACCUUCCUCAUUUCCCUCACGCCGUUAGUGGGCAUCUAUUUGCAAAUGUUUAUUGCUGUGUCGCUCCGCAUGCUGAAGCUCACCGUAGUGUUCCUGCCGCUCUUCCUUGGCUUCGCUGCCGCAUUCAACCUCACCCUCCAAUGCCAAUACUUCGCGACGCCCGUAGCGGCCUUGCUCAAGACACUGGCCAUGAUGGUGGGCGACGUCAGUUUCAACGACAUCUUUAAUGAACCGGCCGGGCUCUUUCCUAGAACGAGGGAGAUCCUGUAUAUUGUCUACCUCUUGUUGAUGACUGUCACCGGCACUAACUUGUUAAUCGGCCUUGCCAUAGAGGACAUACAGGUACAGAUGGCGCAAGCGAGUGCUAGCCGCCUUGCUCUUACGGUCCGACUAGAAAUGUACAUCGACGAAUUUUUCAACUCUUCUUUCUUCACGAAUUACUCGUCGUCGUCUCUGCUCCAUGCGCUGAAGGAUAUAACGUCCCUGCUGCCGAACCUGCCCGAGAAGAGGUUUAGCGUCGGUCACAGAGACUCUCGACGCAGGGACUACAUCGAAGACUUGAGCGCGCAGGGGACGGCAGCAGGAUCAGCAAGAAAAGAGGCACAGAAAUACUACAACGUGUUCAUCUGCCCCAACCGCUCCAAGAAGCCCGGUCGAGUGUACAGGGGCCUCACCCCCAACGAGUUCGCGGGGGAAGGCUACUUCGAACGCUCGGCCGGAUACUCCCUCCCUCCGUGGAUAGUAAGGAACACCAAGGACCUCAUCAUGUCGACUCGGUUCAAGAGGAAACAGGAAAUGGGGGAGGAAGGAGGAGCAGCAGCGGAGGGAGGCAGAGGAGGGGGGGCAGAAGAGAGAGGCAGAGGAGGAGGAGCAGAAGAGGGAGGCAGAGCAGGAGGAGAGGAGCAGAAGAAGAAAACAUCUGUUCAAGAUAGUUCAGAUAUCCCUUAGAUAUAAUAAACUGGUAGGAAAUCAAUUAUGUAGACGUGAUCUGACAUCCUUGUAUGAUAUAUGAAAAGUUAAUUGGUUUCUUAACCCCUUGGUGCCGGGUAUGACGUGUACGUACGUGCUAUGCCCACCGUGAGUACUUGUUUGAUUGUUUUUAUGCAUAGAUGGCAGCACUUGUACUAACUCCCCAAUGAGCCAGUUACGAGCACCGCCCGUCUCGCCCGUUUACCCGUUUCUUUGAUUUACAAAAUAUUUUGACGUAAUCUUAUUUUGCUGUUACUAAUGUUAAAGAAAUUAUAAUAUAAAAAUUAUAAUGUUUAUGAUAAAAAUAACACCAUCGAUUUUCAUAGCACUAGUGAAAAAUACGUUUUUCCCGCCAUUUAAAUCAGGCGCUAGCAGAGCCAUCUAUCGGCAGACAUUUCACGAAAAACAUAGAAAGUGGGCACAAUAUUUUCCCCAUUUUUUGUUCAUUUUCCCCGGCACCAUUGGGUUAACCCCAUCUGCACGGGUGACAAGAAAACAUGUAAUACAAGUUUAUUUAUUGUAAGUGCCCAGUCACCAAGGAGUCCGUUAUUAGUCGUACCUAUCUCACCUGUUUACCCAUUUCUUUGACUUCUGGAGAGGGUCUUUUGUAUUAUUUAAUUGUCUUAAAUGUUAUCAAGAAUCUAAUAACAAUUCAAUUAUCCUAAUAGCAAUAACAAUAAUAAUAGAAUCAAUAUCAAUAGUAUUAGAAAGAAAAACACAUUUUCCCCCCAACUCAAGGAAUGAGAAAAUAAGGAUCGGUCACUAGGGCCUACUGAUAGACUCCUUGCCGUCUGAGCACAUGAAGAGCCAUCUGUAUGUAACAAAAUUUACAAGGAACCACAGGGAACAGACCGUAAACCUGUGGUGGUUGGGCUAAGGAUUUGUCUCACAAUAAACAUAUGAUAGCGGUAAAAAAAUGUCUUGAUUAUCAAACACAAAAAAGAAAAAGAAUUUGGAUUAAGCAUCAAGAUCACUGAAUGUAUGGUUAAUGAAAAGUGUGCAA